CCACACCUCUUCAACAUAGUUCUAAACCAACUUCUUUCUCUUUCAAAAUGACUUCAAUUCGAACUUCUUCAUACUCAAUUGAAGAAGAUGUGCACUUGUGUCAUGUGUAUCUUGACAUUUCUCAAAAUCCAAUCAUAGGAAUUAACCAAUCCAGAGAUCAGAUGUGGGCAAGAGUUGAAUUAGCAUAUCACUCUGGGCAGUUUAGUAGUCAACCUCGACCGAGAAGAUCUUUGCAAACUCGAAUGACGACCAUUCUUGCGGAAAUUUCAAAAUUGAGGGGAUGCGUCAACCAAAUUGAAAAUAAAAAUCCAAGUGGUGCUUCUCAAGAAGAUAUUUUAAAUCAAGCGAAGAUGCUAUUAGCACAAGAUCCAAAGUACAUAAGAGGGUUCAAAUUUGCUCAUGUGUGGUCCAUUCUUAAAGAUUGUGAGAAAUUUACAAAUGACAACACCAAUUCACCAGCUAGAUUCCAACAACAACGUCGUAGUUUCAAUUCCCCCCAAUCUUGUUCUUCUGGCUUCGAAUCACCGACAUCAGCACCCACCGGUAUGAGUUCAUUUGAUCUUAAUAUGAAUGAGGAGGAAGUUCCUAUUAAUUUAUCUAAAAGACCUAUCGGUGUGAAAAAAGCAAAAGGAAAACAAAAAAGUGAUGAACAAUUUAAGAAAUUAAUGGAACAAAGUCAAAAACUUGUUAACGUUAUAGAAAAGGGUAACUUUGAAAGAAAUGAACUUCUGAGACAAAAGGUUGAUGUGGCUAGAAUGAGAGAAGAGAAUAAAAUUUUAUUUAUGGAUAUGAAUUCUAUAUCCGAUCCAGAGUUUCGCCAAUUUAUUCAAAGCGAAAUGAGAAAAAUUUAUAGAUCAAGAGCACAAACAUCCGAACAUGGAGAACAAGGAGAAGGAUCUCAAUAUCAGGGAUCUCAAUAUCGAGCAUCUCAGUUCCAAAGAUCUCAAUAUGAAGAAGAACACAGAGAAGGAGCUGAAGAUGAACAUCAACGAUCUCAAAAUCCUUCACAAGAUUAUAGUCAAUAUUAUGACUAUCUUGGCGGAACUGGGAAUAAUUUUUAA
Molecule: messenger RNA, 1061 nt
Organism: Humulus lupulus (European hop)
Lineage: Eukaryota; Viridiplantae; Streptophyta; Magnoliopsida; Rosales; Cannabaceae
Exons: 2
Coding region: 48-1061 (337 amino acids)
Source: RefSeq, a predicted model, not a curated record